UAAAGAAGUCCCCUUAUCUACUCAAUUAUUUAGAAGCUGCAUCACAUUCUUCUUAUUGCAUUGUUAAGAUAACAAGAACAAUCCCCAGUGGACUUCCAAGCCUCCUUUAAGGAUUUGCCAUUUGUCUCCUCCUUGGGGACUGUUCAUAAAUCACCCUCUAGCUAAACACAACUCAGUGCUAAAGCACUUGGCUUAUCCGACCUUCCAAUAGUUGUCAUAACACCAGCGGGAGCUUUCAAUGUUCCCUUUCCCUUUCCCUAGAAGCCAUGUGCUUCCAAGUAGACCCCAUUCUCCCCUAAAGCUUGGGGGCGAAUCUCCUUAAAUUUGUCUUAAGCCUUCUCUUCCAGAGCACCAGCUUAAACCGUCUCCUCAGCGGGCGUGAGGGGCCUCGCAUCUCCUUGAGGCAUGAGUCCUUUGAAUUGGCAUUAAAAUUCUUACAAAAACUGAAAGUGAAAUGAGGAAGACAGAUUGAGCAAUCCGCAGAAGGGCAAACGCCAGUAAAGCCAAGGCCCAGGAGGGGCAAAGAUGCACAAGGGGAGAAAGAAGAAAAGCAGGAGAGCGCUCCGGAGGGGGAGAGCCCGGGGCUGCCUCACAGUCAAUGCGGGACCUCGAGGCGCACAGAUAACAGGAAAUGAUCCGUCCUCUGCGGUCACUCAUUGUAAAGGCCCCAGCCUUCAAAGUGCAAGUCGGGAAUGGAUGACUCCACGGAGUGGGAGCAGGCACGCCUUUCUUCUUGCCUCAAGAAAGGGGGAGAAAUGAAACUAGAGUGUGUUCCCAUCCUCCCACAGAAGGAAAGCCCCUCGGUCCGAUUCUCCAGAGAUGCAAAGCUGCUGGCCGUGACCUUGCUGCUGGCCCUACUUUCCAGUGGCCUCACGCUUAUCUCUUUCUACCGCGUGGCCACCCUGCAAGCGGACCUGGAAAGCCUCCGCGCAGAACUGCAGGGCCACGGCGCACCAAUGCCCACCCCGACCCAGGCCCGAGCCGCGGCUCCCGCGGCCCCAGCAGGACUGAAAGGCAUCUUUGCCGCAGCCGCUCUGGGGGAAAGCCACUCUAGCCCCGGCAGCAGGAACCGGCGUGCGCUUGAGGGGUCCCAGGAAACAGUUACUCAAGACUGCUUGCAACUGAUUGCAGACAGCGACACACCAACGAUUCGUAAAGGAGCUUAUACAUUUGUUCCAUGGCUUCUCAGCUUUAAGAGAGGAAGAGCCCUGGAAGAAAAAGAGAAUAAAAUAGUGGUGAAAGAAACCGGGUACUUCUUUAUAUAUGGCCAGGUUUUGUACACCGAUAGCACCUUUGCCAUGGGACACCUAAUACAGAGGAAAAAAGUCCACGUCUUUGGGGACGAGUUGAGUCUGGUGACAUUGUUCCGAUGUAUUCAGAAUAUGCCAGAAACACUACCCAACAACUCCUGUUAUUCAGCUGGCAUUGCGAAGCUGGAGGAAGGAGAUGAACUUCAACUUGCAAUACCACGAGAAGAUGCAAAGAUUUCACGGGACGGAGAUGGCACCUUUUUUGGGGCAUUGAAACUUCUGUGACCCACUUAUGCCGUGUCUGUGGCUCUUUGCCCCUCUUCCUCUGCACCUCUAAGGGGGAAUCACUUAACUGGAAGUGCCAAAAGGGGAAAAGUAGUUACCAUAGCCUUUUCUGUGAGCUGUUUAUUUUGGUUUGCUGAAAGUGGUCCAAAACAGGAAAUUUAACAGACAACCACAGCCAAAGAGUGUCAUGUGAAUUACAAGAAAUAGAGCCUGUAUUCAGAAAGAUAGAAUUAUACUGAAAAGUCUUUCUAAUUCUAUCUUGAACAAUGUACCACAGCUUCUUCUCUCAGAGGAAGCACAUGGCUCAAAGAGCAGUAGUGACUUCUCCAAAAGUGAUAUUCCAUCAUGUCCCCUGGAACUUGUGCCCACAUCUGUAGGACAUGGAGACAUCUAUGGACAGUCUCAGAUUUCAUUUUUUCUUGUUAAAAAUGCCCCUCUUGGGCCUGGGGUUAUGGCUCAGCGGUAGGGCUCUUGCCUCGCACAUGCAAGGCCCUGGGUUCGAUCCUCAGCACCACAUAUAAGUUUAAAAAAAAAAAAAAGGCCCCUCUUUAAGUUAAUGUCAUAGAAAGUUUGACAACAACAAAAAAACCUCUAGAAAUCUUGCAUUAAGUACAAGAAUAAUUGAAAGUUUAGUGGUUUUGAUUUUAGGUUCCAGUUAAAAGAAUAAACAACUUUAAAAAGUUCAAUUUUAAAUAUUACACAAUUGGACUGAAAAGAGGAUAAAUGUACCACUUAAGUUUUUGCUUGGUUCAACUAUGCAAUUUUCACCUCUAAUAUUAUCUAUUACCCAGACAUUUCACAGAAGGAAAAGAAUUUUCUCCAUUGUAUAUGCAUGUAUGUAUUUUUUAUAAUUUCACUUCAAACAUUUAGAUGUAGGGCAAUUUCACCUUAUGCAUAUAAAGCACUAAUUAAAAAUAACUAGUUGCACUUAUAUAAAGUAAAGUCUCCAAGAGAAAUGAAUGAAGACAUUUAUGAUAAAGUAAUAUAAUUUCCCUUUAUUUCUGGUUUUUCUAUUUCAAACUGCUGCUAUUGUAGUCCACGUAUCCCAGCCUUUCACACACACCUGGUACUUGCUUUAUGGAAGCGGAGGUGUCACUGAAGGCCUUAGCAUCCUGGAGUUAGGAGCAUGCAUGUACUCUUGCAAAGCUCCAACGUCUCAGAAGACAUGAUCGUAAUUCUAAUUUUAUCAGGAAUCAUACUUGACAAUGCCGUAGUACUUAACAUUUUUGUAACAGCUGCUUCCUUUGUCUUUUGUCAUCUUAUCUCAUUAACAGUAAACUUCACUAAGUAGUUGCCUUCAUUUGUUUAAAUAGUUUUUGGAAAAAAAUGCCCCAGUCUACAUCAACUUUUCAUGUAGAAAGUUUUUAAAGACACUUUUCAAAACUAAGAAAAUGAUUUAAGAUUGUAUCUAAAACCAAACUUUGUUUAAAUCUCUGGUUCUUAAGUUUUUCCUUGUUGAUCCAAAUAAAAUAUAUUUAGCAAUUCA
Marmota monax (woodchuck) is the source of this 3021-nucleotide messenger RNA. RefSeq names its product TNF superfamily member 13b (gene Tnfsf13b). The record is from RefSeq and is a predicted model, not a curated record. NCBI's taxonomy places the organism in Eukaryota, Metazoa, Chordata, Mammalia, Rodentia, Sciuridae. The transcript is spliced from 6 exons. Gene Ontology annotation, cellular component: membrane. Gene Ontology annotation, molecular function: tumor necrosis factor receptor binding; receptor ligand activity. Gene Ontology annotation, biological process: immune response. The coding region runs from base 693 to 1535 and encodes 280 amino acids.